Molecule: messenger RNA, 5118 nt
Organism: Hypomesus transpacificus
Lineage: Eukaryota; Metazoa; Chordata; Actinopteri; Osmeriformes; Osmeridae
Gene: spns3
Product: spinster homolog 3 (Drosophila)
Exons: 12
Coding region: 1006-2553 (515 amino acids)
Biological process (GO): transmembrane transport
Cellular component (GO): membrane
Molecular function (GO): transmembrane transporter activity
Source: RefSeq, a predicted model, not a curated record
CUUCUACCAAUUAAGAAUAAAGCAGGACACAGCCAAAAUGUUGACAUUGACUCUAAAUAAACCGUCAAUCAGCUCAGAUGAUUCCCACUGUGUAGGUUUAUGAUAUUCCCAGUGUGUAGGUUUAUCAGAUCCCCAUUGUUGCAGCUUUGUAUUUGAUUAUUCCAAGAAGUGAACUUAUGACUCUAAAUCAACCAAGUUAACCAUAAAUAACUCUGACCUUAUGACACAAUUGCCCAACGUCUUUUAAUUGGUUCAAUUGUUUACUGAUUCAAUUCUAUACUGUUGCAAAUGAAUCCUGUGGGGUCGGGCCUGUUUCUGCAAUGUUUCCUAUGAUGUUUCAUCAAAGAUGAUGAAAACAGGCUGUCUUGUGUUGAAACAUAAACUGGAAUAUUGCUGAAGGAUUGCAGAAGUCAUAUAUUGGCAAUAGAAUGACAACUACCUAGCAGAGAAAUAGAGUUGCAAAGAGAGAUUGACUAAGGAGUCUGGGUCAAAGGGGGAUUUCCAAAAUGUGUUUUCCUUAAACAAGUAAGCUACACCAUAGGCUCUCUGAAGGAGUAAAUAUACAAGUCUGAUUUUGACUACAAUGAAAUGAUUGUGCAUUACAAUAAACUUGGUGGAGUUUGUGAAAAAAUGCUAGGUAAAGGAUCUGAAGUCCUCUUAAGUGAUUUGGAUUAAGUUCUGGACCUUGAACCAUUACUUGGCUUAUUUACACCAGAGCUGGAACAAUCCGAUCAGGAAUGAGCAUAGCAUCAUCUUGGUCAGACAGUGGAAAAGGAAACCAAGACAUCUGAUUUGUUAAAUUUGUUUACAUCCUCAAUGUUUUCUUCCAUUGUAAGUUGCCUGUUCAUGGGCAGAACAUCAGUCACGUAACUUACCGACUGUACGUUGUCUGGGUAGGAGAGGGCCCGCCCAUACGGUUAUUACUUUUCUGCAACUCUCAAAGACUAUGACAACAUUCACCAAUAUACUUCCUGUUUUAAGCGUAGGAAGACAGAGAUUAUUUCAAUGGAGACAACUGGACCAGUAAUGUCUCGCCAAGAUGGGAAGACAACCUGUCUGAGUUUAAGAUCAACGUCCGGUCCUCGCUAUGGAUCUAUUUCUGACCCCCCACUAACUGAGGCCCCCCCUGCGGAGAGCAGGGUGAUCUCACCAAAGCGCUCCUACAUAGCAGUGGCUGUUCUCUGCUAUGUGAACUUAAUCAACUACAUCGAUCGAUACACAAUCGCAGGAGUCCUUCUGAAUAUCCAGAAAUUCUUUGAAAUCAGUGACAGCACCUCUGGACUGUUACAGACAGUUUUCAUCUUCAGUUUCAUAUUCUUGGCUCCUAUCUUUGGCUACCUUGGUGACCGAUACAACAGGAAGUUCAUCAUGAUUGGUGCGCUGACUGUGUGGCUUAUGACUGCCUUGGGCAGCUCUUUCGUCUCCGAGUCGAAGUUCUGGUUGUUGGUGUUUCUGAGAGCACUCGUUGGCACAGGAGAGGCAGGGUACUCCACCAUCGCCCCCACCAUCAUAGGGGACCUCUUCUCUGGCACCAAGAGGACCUUGAUGAUCUCGGCCUUCUACAUUUUCAUCCCUGUUGGAAGUGGCCUUGGAUACAUAAUAGGAUCCUCCGUUACCAGCGCUACAGGGGACUGGCGAUGGGCCCUUCGGCUGGUCCCCAUCUUGGGCUCCCUGGGGCUGGUGCUGCUGGUCGUCCUGUGUCCCAACCCCCCCAGAGGGGGAGCAGACACCCACAGAGAGAGCCUGGCAGCCCACAGCCCCUACAUGGAGGAUAUCAAGUACCUUUUGAAAAAUAAGAGUUAUGUGUGGUCCUCUCUGGGAGUGACAGCCAUGGCCUUCCUGACGGGGGCCCUGGCCUUCUGGACCCCCACAUUCCUCUCCAGAGCUCAGGUGUCUCAGGGGAUCCGGCCCCCCUGCACCACGGAACCCUGCGACCCCUCUGACAGUUACAUCUUUGGUGCCGUGACGGUGGUGACAGGGAUUCUCGGGGUGACCCUGGGUUCCACCCUCUCCAGGAAGCUGAGGGACAAGGUCCCCAACAUUGACCCGCUCAUCUGCGCCGUGGGCAUGCUCAGCUCCGCCCCCUGUCUCUUCACAGCCAUCAUACUAGCGUCCACAAGCAUUCCAGCCACUUAUGUGUUCAUUGGCAUUGGGGGGACCCUUAUAUCUCUGAACUGGCCCAUCUUGGCUGACAUCUUGCUGUAUGUCGUCGUACCAACCAAAAGAGCCACAGCUGAAGCUCUUCAGAUUGUCGUCCUUCACCUUCUGGGGGAUGCGGGGAGUCCAUACCUGAUAGGCGUGAUCUCAGACACCCUGAGCACUUACGAACCUGCGUCUGACGCGUGGAGCUUCCGGAGCUUGGAGUACAGCUUGCUGCUCUGCCCCUUCAUGGGGGUAGUGGGGGGGCUGUUCUUCCUCAUGACGGCCCUCUACAUCACACAGGACCGGAAGGACGCCCAGCUGCUGACUUCAGGACAGCCUCCUCCUGACGCUCUCAACACUAGGAUCCACUCAACCCUAGAGUUAGAAGGUCAGUCUGAGGUCUGUGGAUAACGUUGCGUGCCGGAGGAUGAUACAAAAUUGCAGAUUGCUGCCCCCAAACCCAAAGAUGUCAAUUGUAAGCUGUUUGAACUGUAAAUGGGAUAUUCUGUUGAACUUUCUAUAGCCACAUAUGAUUUUGUACUUUUGUAAUCUGUUUUGGUGGAUCCUUCUGUGAGGGUCCACUGCUGUUCCCUCCUGGCUGAUCUGAGCCGUGCCCUCCACAGAAACAUCCCAUCCCACAUCCAACAGACCAUAAAACACAUCAAACUUCCAACAUCCCGUCAAACGUCACACAUCCAACAUCCCAUCCAACACACAGGGGUGAUUUGCGGAUUUGCCUAGCCAGCUGUUUAGCAGCGAGCUGCAGCCUGACCCUCAGACUCCCUCCACGUCCCAGCCAGCACCUGCUGUCUGCUAAUGAAGACCGGGCCUGGGGCUCUAACACACACACACUUGUGCCUGAGAAAGAGGCUUCUCCUCCACCUCGUAGUCAGGGAGUGUCCCCCCCCCCCCCCGUCCCCCCGUCCCUCGCCACCUCACAUGAGACUUCCUUCUCCGGUCACGGUUAGGGAUAUGCAGCUCAGUUAUUGCUAUUUAUUGUGAAUGUACGUUCAUUCGUAUUCUGUUUGUAAUGUGAAGUGCUAUUUGAUGUAAAUAUGCAAUGGCAUAUCAUGUGUCUUGAUGUGUCAUUGAUUUUUUUGGUAUACCGUGUGCGCAAUUUAUAAACACUCCACUAGAUGUCACUGUCUCACUAUUUAAUCAGUAUUGCCAGGCUGUGAUAUUGCUACACAGGCUUCAGAUAGUCGACCAUUAGUGAAGCUUGCAGGUUUUGACUGGAUAUUAAGCACAUUCAUCAUCUGUCACAACAAUAUGCUGGCCACAUGCAAACUUAAUGGGCUUUUAAUGUGCCUCUGUGUUUUGGGCAGUGCCAGUAAUAAAUUGGAUGGCCUUUAUAAUUUGACUAAUAAGCAUACCUGAUAGAGGUAAUUAGAAAUCUACUAACACAAGGGAUGAGACUUCUCCUUCCAUGACGAUCAUGCAGAUCCUAACCCUCUCUCCGCUCAGUUCUCCUCUGACAGCCCAGGAUGGAAGCAGCAACUGGGACAUGUUCGUGACAUGCCCUGUAUCCGGAUACGGACAUAACUGUCGGGACUAUUGUUUGUGCUCCUUCACACUGUCACACAUCCACUUGUGAAAUGUUGGUAGAAGAGACAUGCUGUACAUGACCUUACAGCUGACAGGAUGACUUAUCACCACACCGCAAUCAUGUUCCCAGUUCUAGGAGUGUUUAUUUGUGACGGCCAUUGGACCCCAAGCUCAGCCAUUAGUAGUUGCCCUGUGCUGGGUUUAGAAAACAUGUAUGUAGGCUCCAACAUUCCUCACCUGAGGGCAGGCCUGUGUUCUCACCGACCAGCACGAGAGGUAUCCCAGCCUGAGAGACAUGAUUCAGGUUUGCACGCUGUGAAGUGACAGGGACCUGUCAAUCAAAGACAAAGUUGUCCUGCCAGCUGCUGUGGAGGUGUCUGAUGUCAUCUGGCCGGGACGGACAUUGGCAUGUCAUCACAUGUCCUCAUCAUGCAGGGGCAGGGCUGACCCCAGGGCAAGGUCAAAGGUCAUUGUCCUGGCAGGAGGUAGGCUCAAAUGCAAGGCCACUCACGCUACAGUAGCAUUCAUUGUAUAUGGAACAUAAAGGAACGCUAAAGAGAAUGGGCUUUGGGGGGGGUGUUUCCAGAGCAACAAUGUUGAGUGUGCAGUUAUGCCUUGACUGAGGAGGGGAAAUAUUUUGGUUUUGGAGAUCUGAAACUACUUCUUUACUGCACAAGCCUGUUGUCAAUUUCCUCACCCCUCUUGUUUUUCCGCAAAGCCACUUGGUGUAAAUACAGGUUCUUCCUAUUGUUGUUUUCUACCACUAGUUAACAAUGAGCUUGUCGUUUUCCAGACGUCAUGCCGUGUACCCAGUUCCAUGGUAGUUUGGCAUAUGUAGGUAUGUACGUGCAAUAGUAAGCCCACACAUACACAUACACACACACACACACACACACACAGGAGCUAUGUGGAAAACAUUCCAGAGGUACCGUCUCGACCUGCAAUUAAAACACAAUAGGUAUUGUGUACCCCGUUUCUUAUGACUUUAUCUCCAUACUUCUUGGUUUCCUCUGUUGGCCCUAGCUGUACAGGAAGCUGUCACAAUGGCUAAUAAAUUUGCGGGGGCGAUCAAUGGAAAGAGCCAGGAGUCGGGGGGAGGGGGGGCGGAUAUGGUCCAUGUUUACUCAGGAAUAGGGCACAUUCCACAGUGAUGCGUUGACCAUACAAAACACUCUGUUGACCACUGAAAUAUGUACACAUGGACAUUGGGCAGUACAUGCACAAACACACACACAAAUGCACACAUACACUUAGUUAGUAGUUAAUACACUCGUUUAGAAUUUCUUUUUCACGUUUGUUUGGCAUUGAGUUACACUGAAAUGUGACAAAGUUUCAGCCAUCUUAACCAGCCUUGCCUCCUUCAAAAGGUGCUGAAUGAUAGGACAAUGUCUGAUGCUAUUGGGGAUGUAAAGUUGCACUCCCCUACUUAUC